AUGAAUUCCAUAAAGAUUCACAAAAAGCAACCAACCUUUUUAGAACUGCUGAAUACAAUUAGUGGUUGGCGUGAUACAGAAAAUAUUUUUCUUUUCAACUGCAAUGUUAUGGCAUCUCCAGUACAGCUUGUCCUUCUUAAUGUAGAGACCAUGCAUUAUUUGCAAGUGAUGUGGUCACUUCGCAGUGACUUGAAUGAAAAUCAGAGAGACUUCAUUAUGUGCAGUAUUGCAUCUUGGGUUCAGAGUGUUUAUGAAAGCAAGGAUGGCAUUAGUUCUUCUUUGGCUGUCCACAUAUUUACAGUAAAUAUCUCCAAGUUGCUCUCUCAAGUAGCACGUACCUAUGAGGCAAGUGCAGACCUACCAGAAGAAGCAAUUUCUGAGUGGAAUGAGUUCUUCAGCCAGACAGUAUAUAAUCUUCUUCUUCAUAUUUAUGUCCAGUUAGCAGAGAGUUUGAUGUCAAGUGAUGUCAGUAGGUCCCAAGAGCACCUCCUUGCCUGGAUGGGUGAAGCUGUGACCUGUUGUCCUAAAGACCAGCUAAUGUCCCUACAAUUGGAAUCUACAGGAGCUGAAAGCAGUCCUACUUGUCAAAUUGAAACUAUUUUACAUCAUUUUUGUCCCAUGUUGCUGUCCAGAGUUUAUUGCAUCCAAAUAGCAGCCUACCACAUUCUUAACAAGAUCAUUAAUGAUUUACACAGCUUAGAAAGUUCCAAAGUAUCCACUGUAUCACUGACAGAAGACAUCUGUGUUAAGAAAUUGGAAAAUCUAAACACUGUAGAUAGUGAACCAAACUUAGCUGCUGAAGCAACUGCUGCUAAAUAUCCCCAUUUUGAAGAUGAUGAUGAAAAUGGCAGGCAACCAAAUGAGAUCCUCAUGGAAACUCUGAUGAAGUCUUGGAAAGGAAUUGAAACACAUCUUGAUCCCAGUGAAAGCAUCGACAAACAGUUUGCACCUUCACACUGCACUUUGGGCUAUCUGCUUACCUGGAAACUUCAGCUUCAUUUCCUCAGAACAGCUAGUAGCGAGCUUCGAGCUGAUUACCUUCGCUAUUUGGAGACCCUCAACUUGAUCACUGUUCUUCUUGAAGAUAUUUUCUCUUUGAUCCCAGAAACAUUGGUAUCAGCUUACCAGUGCAGAAAAGAUGAACUUUCAAUAGCCAACAUUGCUUUUAAGAAGAAACUUUCUUGUACAUCAGCUCCCUCCUCAGACAAGCUUCUCCAAAAUGUGGCUUGUCUUAUGUUUGAAGAAGCUCUUGAAACAAUUCCUGCCACAGUUAGACAAUGGUGGAGAAAACAAGACAGAGCAUUUGCUUCUUUUAUUGACAACUUCACCAAACUGUUCAUCAGUCCUGUGCUCUGCAACAAAGAGAUUCAGAAUAUUCUUAGCCUGGAUAUGAAUUUGGAAAAUAUUGUGAUCCGGGCACGUUCUACAAGUAGGGAAAUUGUUGCUGUAUACACAAUGGAUGAUGUUAGCAUUGAAAUGGUUAUUGCCCUCCCUGACAAUUACCCAUUAGGCAGCAUUAGUGUCCGAAGUGAACAGAGGAAAGGUAUUUCCAACUCCAUAUCAAAAAAAUGGUUGCUCCAAUUAAACCUUUUCCUUCAACACCAGAAUGGCAAUAUUAUGGAUGGUCUGCGAUUAUGGAAGCGAAACAUUGAUAAAAAGUUUGAAGGUGUUGAAGAGUGCACCAUUUGUUGCUGUGUUGUACAUGGCACAAAUUUCCAGUUGCCAAAGAUUCAGUGUAAAAUCUGCAGGAAGAAGUUCCAUUCUAUUUGUUUGUAUAAAUGGUUCAAUGAAAGCCAAAAUUCCAGUUGUCCCCUCUGCCGGACUCUCUUCUGA
Molecule: messenger RNA, 1833 nt
Organism: Acanthosepion pharaonis
Lineage: Eukaryota; Metazoa; Mollusca; Cephalopoda; Sepiida; Sepiidae
Source: the annotation of a GenBank genome assembly